CUCCCUGGUUCUUCCCUCCAGCCUCCUCCAGUCAUGUGACCGCGGUCCUGCCCCUUUAAGCAGGGCGGGCUGCCUGAUCUCCUCCCGGGACGCUUCCCUGCUCCUCCGCGCAGCGCCACAAACUUUCUCACUGAGCCCAGGAACAGAGCUGCGGAGCGGGACAGCCGGCCUCCAGCACCCGGGCUGAUUAUUAUUAUUCUUAAACACGCUUUAAACAACAUCAUCCUUUAAAAACAGGAGCUGCAGAAGCUCCAGAAGCCCCGCAGCAGAGAGAGAGAGAGAGGGAUAGAGGGAUAGAGAGGGGGAAAGUUGAUGGUGCAGAAGGAGGAGGAGGAGAGGAGAGAGACCCGGAGCUCGAGAGCGGGAGCGGGAGCUGGAGCGGAGCUGCGCGGGGAGAGGGAGCCGGAGACCCGGCAGAGAUAAGAUCCAGAGCCCGGAGGAGCAGCGGGAGGAGGAGGAGCGGGAGAGGAAAAAGAAAGGAGAGAUGCUGCUGAUUGAAGAAGCAUCCAGAAGAAAGAGAUAAAGGAAAGAAAGGAGGAACGGAACGGGUUUGAGUGGAACUUCACGAGAAAACAAGAUAAAAAAGAGGAAAAGUGCGAAGAUUAAAGACUACAAAUCAGCGGAGCCAUGCGCGCGGACCCAGCCUGAAGUGCUGCUGCUGCUUAGCCGGGAGGAGACGCGAUGCUCCGGGGGAGGCUGGGGCGGAGCAGAGGCGUGGGCUUGGUGGCAAGACGAUGAGCCUCACUCGGGAGAGAAAGACAGGGAUGAGAGCUGCUGAUGCUGAUGAUCUACAGAGCUGUCGCACGUCUACAAGCACAUCGACACAUCCAACAGCAUGAGGAGGACCUGUGGACUUUACUGCUUAACGUGCACGAGAGAAGAUGUUCACCUGAGCUGUGUGAGGUCAACCAAGUCAUAAAAUCAGAAUACUUUUAUCACACACUCUUUUUGGUGUUUAAAUUGGUUUUUACCACAAAUAAGAAGAACGUGAAAAACACUCUUCACACAAGCGAAUGACUAUAAGUGAAUGACUAUAAGCGAAUGAUUCCAAGCGAAUGGAUGGUUGAUGGUCCAGAUCCCGAGCGAUGAAAGGUGUCCACCGUCCAUGCUGAAGCCUCCCGCCCGCCCGCUCUCUCUCUCUCCAGCUGUGGCACCAGUCGCCUCCCCAUGCCCACGGUGGUACCCAGUGCCAUGCUCUUACAGGCGUCCCUCUUCCUCCACUGCGUCCUCCUGACUCUCGGCCAGUACGACAUAUGCAAGUCGCUGGUCAGCACUGACGAUGGACCCACGUGGGAGUAUUACGCCUGCCAGCCCAGAUCCAUGUCCAUGAAGGACUACAUGCAGGUCCGAGUGGACCCCCCCAACAUCACCUGCGGGAACCCACCUGAGAGGUUCUGCACGCUGGAAAACCCGUACCUGUGCAGCGAUGAAUGCGACGCCUCCACCCCGGACCUCGCCCAUCCGCCGCAGCUCAUGCAGGACCGCGAGCGCAACGGCCUCAUCACCUACUGGCAGACGGUAACGUGGAGCCGCUACCCGGAGCCGCUGCUGGCGAACAUCACGCUGUCCUGGAACAAGAGCCUGGAGGUGACCGACGACAUCGAGAUCACCUUCGAGUACGGCCGGCCCACCAUCAUGGUGCUGGAGAAGUCGCGAGAUAAGGGCAGAACCUGGCAACCCUAUCAGUACUACGCCGACGACUGCUUCGAAGUGUUCGGGAUGCAUCCCAAGAAGGUGCAGGACCUCUCGGCCGCCAACGUGACGCGGGUCAUCUGCACCGAGGAGUACUCGCGCUGGGUCGGCUCCAAGAACGAGAAGGCGGUGCGCUUCGAGGUCCGGUACCGAUUCGCCAUCUUCGCCGGCCCCAAGCUGCUGAACAUGGACAACCUGUACACCAGGAUGGAGAGCAUGAAGGGCCUGCGGGACUUCUUCACCUUCACCGACCUGAGGCUGCGGCUGAUCCGGCCGGCGCUCGGAGGAACCUACGUCCAGAGAGACAACCUGCUCAAGUACUUUUACGCCAUCUCCAACAUCGAGGUGCAGGCCAGGUGUAAGUGUAAUCUUCAUGCCGGACAGUGUACGUUCCGUGAGGGAAGUCUUCAGUGUGACUGUGAACACAACACCACCGGGCAGGACUGCGCUCGCUGUGAGAAAGGCUUCAAGGCCAAGUCCUGGAAACCUGGCUCUUACCUGCCCACCCCCAACGGCUCCCCCAACACCUGUGAAGCGGCGGGUACUCUUGGCAACUGUGAGUGUUACGGUCACUCGAACCGCUGCAGUUAUAUUGACUUUAUCAACAUUGUGACUUGCGUGAGCUGCAAGCACAACACUAGAGGGCAGAACUGCCAGCACUGCCGGCUCGGAUACUUUCGCAACGCUUCUGCUGAGCUGGACGAUGAGAAUGUUUGCAUAGAGUGUAACUGUAAUCAGCUGGGCUCUCUGAACGCUCGCUGUAAUGAGACGGGGUUCUGUCAGUGUCGGGACGGGACCACGGGUCAGAAGUGUGAGGACUGCCUGCCUGGAUACAACUGGAAACAAGGCUGCGUCCAGAACAUGUGCGAUGACGAGCUGCUGCUGUGCCAGAACGGCGGGACGUGUUUCCAGAACCAGAAGUGCAUAUGUCCGUCCGAUUUUAAAGGCGUGUUGUGCGAGCAGCCGCGCUGCGAGGGGGAGAAAGGCUGCAGCGGCGCCCCGGCCUCAGCCUGCUACCUCAGCCUCAUCACCACGGUGCUGUGCCUCCUCACCAGCAGCCUGCUCACCGCCAGCGCGUAGAGCCAGCCUCAGCCCACACGCAGCACCCCACCCCCGGCCACGCGGGGAGAGCGGAACAGCGGCCGCGGCUGUUACUGCACGGAGCGGACCUCGCCGCCCGGGGACGGCCACCGCGGCCACCGCCUGACCUUCCCACCAGAAGCUGCUUGCUUUUUUAUGUCUGCUUUUAGAACUGACUGAACUGAACCUCUGGACAGAGAGACAGACAGAGAGAGAGACAGACAGACAGAGAGACAGACAUACAUACAGAGAGACUUAUAAACAAACAAACAAAAAAAAGCUACAAACUACAACCUACGAUUCUCUGUGAACACAAAAGCAAAGAAAAAAGACUUUAAAAUAUAAAUAUAUAUAAAUAUAUAUCAAAAAUGACCAUUUUUACCUUACUUUGUUCUUUUCUUUUAAACGUUUCUCUUAGUAGACGUUCAGGCACCGCACCCUCACCAGCUGGAUAGUUUUAAUCUGAACAGUGGAGGAAAAAUCACGGGGGAAGAUCUCCUCAUGCCAAGGUUCUUCACUCUCACGGACUUUUGAUUCUUCUUAAUUCUACUGUUCUUAAUUCUAUUCGCUGCGUUCUACUUCUACCCUCAGUUCUCAGUUAUAUCACUCAGUCGCUCAACGUGAUUGGACGGUUGCGAUGAUGAGUAGAGUGUCUGUUAAAGUGGCUGUUAAAGUGCAAUGAUGAUGAACGAAUGAAUGAAUGAACGAAUGAACAAACAAACGAACGAACGAAUGAAUGCAUUAAUGCAUUAUUUAAUGAAUGAAUGAAUGCCUGUGUAGUUUGUUGUGUUCAAGAUUGUGUUACGUGGGUUCAGAAAGUAUGUAGAGGUGAGUAUAUAUAUAUAUAUAUAUAUAUAGAAUAUAAUAAUAUAAUUUAUAUAUAUGUAUGCCCAAAAAGCAAGAAGUCGAGAAAAAGAUCAAGAAAUCUAUAUCUGUCUAUCUGAAAGAGGAAAGUAUAAAUUAUUGUAAAUUAUUGGACAUUAUUUGAAUAUUUUUUGUAGAAAAAACAAAAUUGUUAUUUUUGUUCCAAGUAAAUGUUACCGUUAUAAAGAGCGACGAGAAUUUCUUGCAGUGCUCACUGUAAUACUAAUGAUAGUAAUAAUCACCGUCAGAGAAACGAUCAGCGAUCAUCAGUGCUGAUGCUGUGGAAUAUCCCUCCACCUAUACAGAUACAACAUAAUACAGAUACAACCUGAUACAGGUACAACAUAAAGGAUUUAAAAGCAAAAAUCGGUUCAACAAGGUACCCAGCUUUAGCUCUGUUUACGCCCCAUACUACACAGACGCCAGCAUGCAUAGAUCACGUAGACAUGGUGCUUUUAUAACCAUACGAGGACCUCAUUCAAUCCAACCAUCAGUCCAAUUCGUCCACAAUGUUCGAAAAAGAGAAAAAAGCACAUAAACAAGCACAAUAUUACAGCAAUUUACAAGAACCGACAGAGUAAAUCACAGACUGUGAACACUGUGAAGUCAGGCCAACUUAAAAUCAGUUUUUAAAGUCUUAAUUUUUUUAUUUGAAUUUUCAUUUAAAAGUUCUUCUAACCUCAUAAAUAAACAGUAUUAAAACCAUGAGCUGCAGCUAAAACUGAUUAAAUAUUGCAUCAAAAGUUGCACAAUUGCACCUUAAAACUCCCCCAAAAAAUGAUUAUGCUAUUACUUUAUAAAAAUGUUAUUAUAACAUUUAUAUUAUAUGGCCUUUCAAUUGUGUGUGUGUUUAUGUAGUGUAAUUCUACAGCUCUUGAGUGGCCCUACAGUCUAACUGCCUGCUUAUAAUCGAGUGUGAGGUGAUCGUAACUGUAAAUUCCAGCAAGGGCUCACAGGAUUAAUAUUUUUAAAAAAUCCCAUCUAAGGACAUCACCAGAUAGAGGCUGUUCAAAAAUAUAUCUUACGUACACAAACUAAAAUUUCCAGGUUAUGAUCAUUCAAAGGUUUAGUCUAGUAUUUAAGUAAAAUAUGACUUUAUGACCCCCUGCAUCUUAAUAAGCAGACAGUUAGACAGUUGUUCCACUCUAGAGCUGUGAAUCCAUACACAUUUCUGUGUCCAAAAAAAGAAGAAAAAGUUCAAUUUACUCAGAACUGUGUGUGUGUGUUUUUAUGUAGUGUAGUUUUACUGCUCGUGAGUGGCCCUACAGUCUAACUGCUGCUUAUCACAGAAUUCAUUUUUUUUUUUUUAAAUAAAAUUGAAGACAUCAUGGGAUGCUAGUGAUUAUCUUAACUACCAAUUAACCCAUUUGAUGAAAAAUCCUAGUUAUAACUAUAUAAAAUAUAUAUCAUUGUAUGACUUUAUGACUCUCUGCAUCUUAAAAAGCCGACAGUUAGACAGUUGCGCCACUCUAGAGCUGUGAACCCAUACACCUAUUUCAGUGUCCAAAAAAAGAAGAAAAAGCUCAAUCUACUCAGAACUGUGUGUGUGUGUGUUUUAUGUAGUGUACUUCCACAGCUCUUAAGUGGCCCUACAGUCUAACUGCUGCUUAUCAUCACGUGUGAGGUGAUCAUCAUAACCUUAAAUCUUAGUAAGGGCUCAUAUUUAAUGAGAAAAUCCUUAGCUAUAAUAACCAUUUUUGACCUUAUAGAGAUACUCGGUUUCAGGUAAAGCUAUGCUCAGGUAUUGCUGUGAUAUAAAGCAUCUAUUAAGGUUAUCUAUUAACAAUAAGGUAGUUUGGGUUGCCUAAUAAUAAUGAUUUGAUGUGCCCUGUAACUUAAAAAUAUAACUAUUAAAAUAAUUAUUAUUUCUUGUCUCUGUUUUAAUAUUUAAUCUGCUUUAGCUGCAGCUCAUUUACUAAUGUUUUAAUUCAAUGCAUAUAAUUUUAGGUUGAAUUAAUGUUAAAUCAACAUUGAUUCAACAUCUUACAUUUUUUUCAACAUUGUAAUAAAAUAUAGAUUACAAUCCAUUUUUAUUCUACUCUGUACACUAUAAAACAGUUCAGUUUUUCCAGGGUUGAGUAAAGACAGUGCUUCAAUACUGGUAAAAAAAUGUGAUUUAGGAGAACUUUAUACUAAACUAAACUAAGUUAACUCUUUUUUAACUCUAUUAUCAUGUUAAGUUGGUCUGAUCUAAGCUGUUUUUUUUAGUGCGGGCUGAGUUAGAAGGCUGACGUUGAUUGGAUGGUUUGGAUGGUGGUGGAUUGAGGGAUGGUCCUGAUGCUGCCAUGCUGUUACCAUGACGUUAGAGAUCAGGACAUGUGAACAGUGCUCAUCCCGGUCAAUGUGAGUUUAUUACUGUAGCAGAUACUGUGGAAGUGAGACCUUCAGGCUGCUAGGAGUAGGAUUGAUGGGCUGAUGAUAUUUGAUGGCUGAUGAUAUUUGAUGGCUGAUGACGGGGUUUGUCGUGUUUCACACCUUUUCAAGCUUUGCUUUCAGGCUUUCCUGAUCAUGAUGGGGAAAAACUAGCUGACUCAUCCUGUACUGUCAGCAUUCCAAAGAAUAAAAUAUGACAAUCAGAAAGCACACACAA
Astyanax mexicanus (Mexican tetra) is the source of this 6226-nucleotide messenger RNA. RefSeq names its product netrin g2a (gene ntng2a). Lineage: Eukaryota; Metazoa; Chordata; Actinopteri; Characiformes; Acestrorhamphidae. The record is from RefSeq and is a predicted model, not a curated record. The transcript has 8 exons. Bases 1168 to 2772 code for a protein of 534 amino acids.